Messenger RNA from Rana temporaria (common frog), 1819 nucleotides. RefSeq names its product proteinase-activated receptor 1-like. The coding region runs from base 54 to 1034 and encodes 326 amino acids. The transcript has a single exon. Gene Ontology annotation, molecular function: thrombin-activated receptor activity. The record is from RefSeq and is a predicted model, not a curated record. NCBI's taxonomy places the organism in Eukaryota, Metazoa, Chordata, Amphibia, Anura, Ranidae. Gene Ontology annotation, biological process: blood coagulation; thrombin-activated receptor signaling pathway; positive regulation of Rho protein signal transduction. Gene Ontology annotation, cellular component: membrane.
AUUUAUACUGAUAUUUUGUUUUUCAUUUUUCAGGUGUGCAUCCUACAUGGACCAUGAAUUUUCAGAACUCAUCUUAUGCGGAAAACAAAUUUUUUCCAAAAAAUGAUGACAUUUCUCUUAGAAGUUGGUGGCUGACCAGGUUCGUGCCAUUGAUCCAUACUGUUGUAUUCCUCGUGGCUCUUCCCCUCGAUCUCAUGGCGAUCGUCAUGUUCCUGGUCAAGAUGAAGGUCAAGAAGCCAGCAGUGGUCUACAUGCUGAACCUCGCCAUAGCAGAUGUCCUCUUCGUUUGCAUCCUGCCUUUCCGUAUUGUCUAUCGAUUCAUGGGAAACAAUUGGCUCAUGGGGGAAGGGAUGUGUCGCUUUGUCACGGCAUCAUUUUACUGCAACAAGUACUGCUCCAUCCUGUUUAUGACAAGUAUCAGCGUGGACCGCUUCUUGUCGGUAGUCUAUCCAGUACGGUCUCUUUCUUUGCGCACAGAAACCCGAGCCUGGCUGGCAUGUGGCGUCAUCUGGGUCAUCUCAUUGGCUGGCACCGUGCCUCUUCUUACACACACGCUUACCUUCCCCCUUCCUGCGCUAAAUAUCACAACUUGUUUUGACGUGCAGGACUCCAACGUUUUUGAAGGCUUUAAUUUUUACUAUUUCAUUACUUACCGCUUAGUUUUCUUUGUCCUACCUUUGCUCAUUAUAACGUGGUGUUACAUCGGAAUCAUCUGCAGUCUCUGUCUGGCCAACGUUGACCGCGCCCAUUGGAGAUCCCGAGCCGUCUACCUGACGGCCGUUGUACUUUUUGUAUUCGCCCUUUCCUUUGGCCCAACCAACGUCAUCUUUUUCACUUACUGCUUGAGGAUGUUCAAAUACGGCGAUGGCUCUCUGAACUUCACCUACAUCCUUUCGGCCAGCAUGAGCAACAUCAGGUGUUGUCUCAAUCCUAUUAUCUACUAUUACGCAUCUCUCCAAUAUCAGACGUAUGUCUACAGUUUGCUGUGUUGGAGGAAAAAAGGCAGGAACAGACGAAGGCCAAUGUUAUCCUGAAAGUAUGUGCAAUAUAAUAAAUAGAAUUACGUAUGAGGGCUUGCCCGUGUUUCCAACACUGUCAUAACAAACAAUGAGAAGAACGUCUUCCAAACCCUCAAUCUGCUCAGUUUCAGGACUUCGAGAGUCCACCCAACGGAGGUGGCACAAGCAGGGCUGCUGUUAGAAAUCACGGGGCCCCAUACAGCCUACCUGGCACACAGGGAAUCCUUCUGUAAUUGCCCCUCCGCCUGACCACACCAAUUCCCCCUGCUGUUUGGGCCCUCCCUGUGUGGCUGGGCCCUCUACAGGAGGACUGGUGGUCCCCCCCCUAUCAGGCACAAGAGUGAGAUAUGAGGCACACCAACACUGGCUUCUACUUAGACAUAAAAGUAGUGACUGUUCGGUGACAAGUAUGUGAAACAUGGAGAGACACGCUAUGGAGAGACUCGUUAUCUUAUAAUGAUAUAUGUCUACAGUUUGCUAUGUUGGAGGAACGAAGCCAAGAACAGAAGGACUUAAGGGUAUGCCAUUGUUAUCCUGAAAGUAUGUGCAAUACAAUAUAAAUACGUAGUAGGGUUCGUCUGUGUUUUCAGCACUGUAAUAACAAACAAUAUAAAAAAGGCAGGGCAUGUCCUCAUAACCCUCAAUCUACUCAGCUUCGGGAACUCAGGAGAACACCCAACAGAUGUGCCACAAGAGUAGGGGAUGAGGCACAUCCAUUGCCGGUUUGUAAUUCGACAUAAAAGUAGUGACUGUUUGGUAACAACUUACUCUUUACGUCUAGAGGAAAAGAGAUUUCACCU